Zasmidium cellare ATCC 36951 is the source of this 978-nucleotide messenger RNA. RefSeq lists its product as uncharacterized. Gene Ontology annotation, molecular function: acyltransferase activity, transferring groups other than amino-acyl groups. Bases 1 to 978 code for a protein of 325 amino acids. The record is from RefSeq and is a predicted model, not a curated record. The transcript has a single exon. NCBI's taxonomy places the organism in Eukaryota, Fungi, Ascomycota, Dothideomycetes, Mycosphaerellales, Mycosphaerellaceae.
AUGGGCACGUAUAUGUGCUUAGGAGGCUAUUUCUCUCGUCGAGCACUGGUCAGGAAGUCACGGGAGGGUUUCGUUAGAGAUCGACUGUACCGCUUAGGACUACCUACGAUUGCAUAUACGGCCAUCGGGGCACCUUUAUGCGCUGGCAUUGUUCGGGCCUGGCAAGGAUAUCCUGUGGGCCUGCACUGGCUCAUCGACUACUGGAGAGAACAGCGCGGUAUUCGUGGGCCGGUGUGGUUCACUGGCACGCUGCUGUGCUUCGAUCUCGGGCUUGUUGCCUAUGACCGGCUGCAGAGCGUUCUCUACACCGACAGUACUGAUGGCCCAUCGCCGUCGAAGAACGACAAGGGGGUCAAUCCCCUCAAGCUAUACGCCUCCAUCGCACUUUGCAGCAUAUCAGACUUCUUCAUCCGAAUAUUCUACCCAGUUGGAGCCGUGGUCAACCCACUGAAAUUACAGCCUGCCUACCUUUCGCAGUAUAUCGCCACGUAUUCGUUAGGAGCCAGCGUCAGCAACCUCGCAGAGGCCAUUCCCUCUCUUCCUACGUCAGCCGGACUUCUGCUCACCAGUCUCGCCAGUGGUUUCGUUCUUUUCCAGGGCCUCAAGAAUGACCCGAGCUCCACCGCACAAAUGGCUGGCGGAUGGAACAACCUCGCAGCAGCAUAUGCUCUAUGGAACAACGCGAAUGGGUACCUUGUUGGAAGUUGCGUAUUAGCUGCUUUCAGGAGAUAUUCGACAACAUCGUGGCGAGCUAUCAACGCAAUGGCGUUUCCUGCAUUCCUUGUGCAUAUGCCAGUCAUCACCCUGCUGGGCAUUGCCACUGACAAGUGGGAGAUGGGACCUGUCGCUAAGACGGCAGUAAUUGGCGCCGCGGGCGUGGUGGGGAGCUGGAUUGUUGGGUAUGCUGCGGAUCGCUUGUGGUUGUGGGCUAAAGGUGUUGUUGUUGGAUUACAAGGUCAAGACAAGUUGCAGAAGUGA